AGGCAGAGCGAGAGGAGAGAGGACAAUAUAGACGGUGGGGAUGUGUGUGAGUGCGCGGUGAUCGGUGCUGCAGGUACAGUCGGAGCCGGAUACAGGUUUUAUAGCCGCACCGGACCGCGUCAUAGCCGGCCUCUCUCCUCUUCAUCCCUUCCAAACAACCCUCCGCAAUGUCGGGCGGAGGAGAGCUACGCGUCCUCCGCCAAGAGCCGGGGCAAGAGAGCCCGAGGAUGCCGGCCUGGAAGCGAGAGAUCUUGGAGAGGAGGAAGGCGAAGGGCGGCGGGUCUGGAGGAGCCGGUGCCGCGGAGACGAGCCCCGGCGGCGCGGGCUCGCAGCGGCUCAACGGCGAGCAGAACGUGAACGGCGGCGGUGGCGGCGGCGGCGGCUGCAGCAGCAGCAGCGGCGGCAGCGGCGGACCCAAACGAGACGGCGGACCGAGUGGCGGGUCCGGGCGGAGCUACACCAUCACCACAGCCAGUCAACACUUCACCAACAACAAAGAGCCCCGGCCGACGGACGCGGAGAGGACGACGCCGGGUGAGGAGGACGACAGACGCGAGAGCCUGGUGCUGCAGGAAAGCCUGGGCCCGCUGGAUGAGAACCCCUUCAUCAAGCUGGAGAAGGAGCGGAGGAGGCGACAGGACCGAGAGAACGCCGCUCGCCCGGUCCAGCACAUCCUGGAGCUGUACGGCAGCGUGCCCGGCAUACGGACUAUCCGCGCGGACAAUAUUAUCAUCAUUGAGUCGGACCCGGAUUACUUUCCGGAAGCCGGAGUGCUCAAACCGGGGUCCAAAUGGCAGCAGAACGGUGUCAGUAGUUACAGCUCCCUGAACGACCUCCUGGACCAGAGAGGGAGUGCUGUUACCGAGAUAAGAGCCAAGGAAGUGGUCAUUUAUGACACCACGUUAAGCAAGAGCGAGGAGAACUUGAGCACCCUGGGGCGCCCCAAUCAUGAGGCCCUGUCCUAUGAGAUGGGCGAGGGUCAAGGCAGGGUCAGCCGGAUGCUGCAGAAGUUUGACAGCAACUACGGGAAGCUGCAGAAGAAGUCCCACAGCACGGAGAACCUGCUGGACCUGGACUGCAGUCCCAGCAGCAGGCCACGGCUCUGGUGCAAGCCACAGCCAGAUCUGGUGCCAAAGGCCUGGCUGGGCCCGUCGGUCAGCAGCAGCCAGCCAUCGUCGCUCGUCUUCCAGAGUCCCUCGUCUUCCAAACCAAAGCCCCAGCCUGCCAUCUCCGAGCUUGGCAGCCCCCAGCGCCCCACUGGGCCCCCUCAGCCCGUGUCUUCCUUCCGCCAAUGGUUUGAAGAGAGUGGAAGCCACGGUGCAGUGGUCAGCCCCGAGGAUGAGCCCAACAGGGGGUCAGCCAAGCCCACCAGAGAGAGAGAGUGGGAGAUGCCAUGCUCCCCAGAGAACCGUCGCGUCCAUGCCGAGUCCCCUACCAGCCCCGUCCUAUUCAAGGUGUCGCGCUCCUCGUCCGACUUCGAGAUCCGGCCCUCCCCGAAGCCGGACCUCGCCCGAAUUCCUGACGGGGACGCCCAGGCACGGGCCCUCGCAAACCUGCGCCUGCAGUCCCGUAACUCCUUCACAGUGAUCCCCAAACGCCAGCCGACCGCCUCGCCGGCCGCCUUGCCGGCCGCCUUGCCGGCCGCCUUGCCGGCCACCUUGCCGGCCGCCUCGCCGGCCGCCUCGCCGGCCACCUCACCCGCAGCGGGCAGCCCAGUCAGGUCUUCUCCUUCACACCGAGGAGCAGAGAUGCCCACGCCAGGAGUGCCAACCGGCCACUCCCCGACACCUACCUUGGCUCCCUCAAAGAGGAACGAGGAGAAACCGCUAGAGGAGGAGGAAAUCAAGAGGUCUGUCAGGGUAUCAAAGCCUGAACCAUCUCCUCCUGUUGCCACGAGUCCUUCACCUCCCCCGACUUCAGAACCUUGGUCUCCACCUCCUGCUCUAACCCCUGCCCCCUGCUCUCCACCUGCCCCUUCUUCACCCCCCACCUCUCCGGCGGUCCCAUCUUCACCCCCUACCUCUCCGGUUCCCUCAGCCCCGUCCCCCGUCCCCUCUACCCCGUCCCCGGCUCCAGAACAAGCCCCCCAUGAUCAGCUGCCAGUAACGAACAUCGACGACAUUGAAGUGGAGACCCAGCAGCGCGUCCCUGCUCCCAGCCCCAUGGCGCAGAGGAGAAAGGGGAACACCUUCACCGUUGUCCCCAAACGUAGGGUGGAGCCCGAGGGCCAUUCGAGCUCCCCUGAGCCCCAGCAGCAGGACGCCUCGAGUGAAGCCCCGCAGGGGUCCACACCCCCACAGGCCCCCUACGCCCAUCUGGGCUCCCUGCUGAAGAAACGCUACCCAGCUGCGGAGGAGAUCGAGGUCAUCGGUGGGUACCUGUCCCUGGAGAAGUCCUGCCUCUCCAAGACGGGUGUCAUGGGCAAGAAGCUCAAGAUCUCGUUCAACGAGUCGAGUCUCCAGAGUACGUACGAGUAUCCGUCGGAGAGCAGCGUGUGGGACAGCGAGGAUGAGGAGGACGAGGACGAGGAGGAGAAACGGGACGAGAGGGUGGCGGACGAACAGCCGAGCAUGGUGGGACGCAUCCACAUCCCCCGACCCAGUUUCAUCAGCUCGCCCACCCACACGAACAACGACCUUUCCAGCUACAUUCCCAAGCACUCGGUGGACUUCAGCGCCUGGCAGGAGCACAAGCGUGACGAGAGCGACUACCAGGAGGACGCCGCCUCCCGACCGACGCAGAUGAGCGAGGAAGUUAUGCUCACGCCGGCUGACAGCUCGUCCCUGUCGGACUACAGCAGCGAGCCCGCCCUUUACUUCUGAUCAGUCGGACCGAUCAGCUGUACAGUAGCAUCACACCUGUGGGACCAGCCUGCAGCCUGAGCUGCCUUCAGCUCGACACUCCAGCCGUCUCUAAGCACACCUUCCUGAUCAGACAGGACACAUAGUGGGUUUUUUUUUUUUGGGGGGGGGGGGGGGGUUUGGAGCUGAUAUCCUGCCACGGAACCGCCACAUGCCACGUUUUAUCAGCCGCACAUGGGAGCAGGUGAGCUCAUUGCCACACGUGGCCGGUGUUUUUCCCCCCCCACCUUCCUGACCUGAAAGCAGCUGGGCUGUUUUAUUCUCCCCUUUCGAUCCCGGACAGUUGAUCUGUCGGCCUUCCUCCUCCCUCCUCAUCCUCGCUCAACUUAAAAUAUGGGACAGGGUCAGACGGAUUGUCAGAAAAUCCAGACGGAGACGUCCGGCGUCCUCUCCAGACUCUGGAAGAAGUUGGCUGACUUCACGUACCUUCCCUCCCCUCUCAGCUUCCAAGUCUUCAGCGUUUGCGUCAUGUUUUUUGGGAGAUGUCGACAAGCGAAGGGAGCCUAGAAAGCGAGUGACCGAACUCCUUAAAAAAAAAAAAAGAAAAAAGAAAAAAAAACAGGAAGCCGCCAGUGCCCACGUGUAGGAAACGCCACGGUGACGGAGUUCAGUGUUGGCAUGGAAACAUGUCAGUCAAACGUGAAGGACGCGUCUCAUUGUGUAGAUUGCCGGCACACUUAAAACACACAAACACAAAAAAAUGGUGAAAGGGUGCCACAAAUGUGUUUUUUUUGUUUUUUUUUGUACCUGCAUGUUUUGAUUUACAGCCAUCAGCUUCUUGAGUUGGUUCUCUUUCACUGUAAAGCUUCUGUAUGCCUGUGCGUGUGCGUGUGUGUGUGUGUGUGUGUGUGUGUGUGUGUGUGUGUGUGUGUUUUCUGGCAAACUAUGCUGUAAUGAAGCUGCUGGAAGUUCAGUAGAAGAGUCUUGAUAGCAAGCAAACUUCAACACUCCCCUUCUUUGUGGUGUGGGGGGGGGGUGGUAUUGGGAAAUGCAGGCAAGGGAAGAUGUCUGUCCUUUGGCAAUUUCGGAUUACACGCUUGGAUAAAAAAAAAAAGUGACCUUGGCCAAUAAUGUCUGUAUGUCCAUAUUGCUGGUGCCCAAACCAUCACACUGUAGAAUGGUUCUGUGUCCUCUAUCAAAAGCUGUUAGACCUAUUGACACCUUCUUUCCUUUUUUUUCUCUUCUGGCUUCUCGUGUAUUUAUUCCUGCUUAAAGUUGAAGUUAGCAUGUCUGAGAUCUGCUCAUGUACAAAAAAAAACCCUCUGAUUUUGUAAAGACACAGUUGCUGGUGCGGAAGGAUGUUUUGUUGUUGUUGUUGUUGUUGUUGUUUUUCCAGUCAGACCUCACGUACUUUGACAUUCCACGGAGAAGGAAAAAAAAGCCGGUCCAUCGAAGUAAAGAACAUCCAUGAUGUGGCACGUUUGUAAGAGCGAAUGCAAGAUUGUGUGUUUUUUGAGAGGAUAUGUAAUGAUUUAUUUGUCUUUUUUUUUUUUUAUUAAUUAUGAUAGUUUUAUAUACAAGGAUGCACCAAGUUUCCAGAUGAUUUUUUUUUUUUUUUAAACUCAUAAUGCCAAGUGAUUAAAAGUGUUGCUGUAACGGCCUCACGUUUAUUGUCGCGACCCUUCGGCCAGUAUUGUUGUACAGCAACACACCAUGUUUCUCAUGAAGUACGAAGAUCUCUCGCCCCCC
Cyclopterus lumpus (lumpfish) is the source of this 4550-nucleotide messenger RNA. RefSeq names its product taperin (gene tprn). NCBI's taxonomy places the organism in Eukaryota, Metazoa, Chordata, Actinopteri, Perciformes, Cyclopteridae. Gene Ontology annotation, molecular function: phosphatase binding. The record is from RefSeq and is a predicted model, not a curated record. The transcript is spliced from 4 exons. The coding region runs from base 168 to 2822 and encodes 884 amino acids.